GGGCGUUGCCGUUGUUUUGAUUAGAGUAAUUUCUAAAAAUAAAUCACAUGGCUUUCUAAGAAGCCAAGUAGUUACUAACUCUUCAGUAAAGGCCACAAGGCCUGAGUUGUGAUAUGGAAGACCAAAAUGAAAAGCAGAGCUUACUCCAAAAAGGUGCAGACACCAGUAGUAUUGGCUCAAACAUAACAGAAGUACUCAAAAUCAACCCCCCAAGUGUAGCACUCCCUGAAGAUGUGGAGAUGGCAGCGGGUUUCAAUUGCGAGACGUUCCUGCCCUGUGACCCUCGACGAUGGUUGCAUCGGUUCCUCAUGAUCUUCCUCAUGUGCAUGCUCAGCUUUGGCAGUUAUUACGUGUAUGACAAUCCAGCUGCUCUCCAGAGGACCUUCAUUAAUGUGAUGGGCAUUGAUACUGCCCAGUAUUCUCUCCUUUACUCUCUCUACUCGUGGCCCAACGUCAUCCUCUCUAUCUUCGGAGGGUUCCUUCUGGAUAGGGUGUUUGGGAUCCGGAUAGGCACCGUGGUGUUCAGUGCUCUCAUUGUAGUGGGGCAGAUCGUAUUCGCUCUGGGUGGCUUUGUUAACAGCUUUGCAGUAAUGCUGGUGGGACGAUUCAUAUUCGGACUGGGAGGGGAGAACCUGGCAGUGGCACAGAACACAUAUGCAGUAGCAUGGUUUAAAGGAAGGGAACUCAACAUGGUGUUUGGUCUACUUCUAUCUGUAUCAAGACUGGGCAGCACAGUGAACAUGAACACCAACAACAUCAUCUACUCUGGUCUAUCAGGAAUCUCACCGAAUUAUGUCCGCCUUGGAAUUGUACUUAUGUUCGGUGCUGGCUACUGCUUAUUGUCGCUCCUAGCAGCUGUUGUCCUGGGCCUGUUUGACAAGAGAGCUGAGAGAAUCACUAAGAGGAAGGAGGCCACCACUGGUGAGAAGAUCAGCCUCAAAGACAUCAAGUCUUUCCCCCUCAUACUGUGGCUCGUCUUCAUCGUCUGUGUCACCUACUACGUCACUGUAUUCCCGUUCAUCGGACUAGCCAAUGUGUUCCUGAUUGACAAGUACGGGGUAACCACACAGACGGCUAAUGUGCUCAACAGCCUGGUGUACAUCAUGUCAGCCGCCAUCUCUCCUUUCCUGGGUGUGAUCGUAGACAAAACUGGGUUCAACCUUUUCUGGAUGAAUCUAGGGGUGGUGCUGACGCUGGGUGCCCAUGCAAUGUUUGCCUUCCUCCCUGCCACGCCCAUAUUCCCCUACAUCAUCAUGAUUAUCAUGGGCCUUGCCUAUUCUCUCCUCGCCUGCGCUCUCUGGCCUCUCGUCUCCUUUAUUGUACCAGAGUACCAGCUGGGAACUGCCUAUGGAAUUAUGCAGGCUGUGCAGAAUCUUGGCCUAGCUGUGGUAACGUAUGUGGCUGGGGCAAUUGUGGACAGUAAAGGCUACCUCAUACUGGAAGUAUUCUUCAUGGCCUGCCUCUGCAUCUGCGUUAUUGCAGGUAUUCUCAUCUACAUACUAGACUCUGGAGCAGGAGGCAAGCUCAACAUGUCUGCCUGGCAUCGUAGGAAAGUGUUGGCAGAGGAAGAGGCUCUGGAACAGAAGGAGAAAGAGGCAGCUGGCAAUGUGUCCACCUCAUCAGGUGGUAAAGACAUCUUUGAGUCUGGAGGUAGCUACAACUACACCAGUCCAUUCAAGCCAAACAGUGCCUUCCACAUUAGAAACAGACUACUCUCAAAGAUGGGAGCUCCAAUGCCCGAGCAUGUGGCAGAGGUGACCCCUUUCCUGAAGAGUUACGCUCAUGUCGGCUUCUUCAAGUAAUAACAGCUGCUCUGUGAACCAUGACUUUUGUUUAUAAUAUAGGGGUAGCCAAUGAGUGAUGUAACCUUGUUGUGCAUUGAUUACCGUACGUGUGUUUGUAAAAGUACCCCUUGUUGUUUGUUUUUUAUGUUUUUGGCAAAUUA
Molecule: messenger RNA, 1945 nt
Organism: Halichondria panicea
Lineage: Eukaryota; Metazoa; Porifera; Demospongiae; Suberitida; Halichondriidae
Product: major facilitator superfamily domain-containing protein 1-like
Exons: 11
Coding region: 114-1802 (562 amino acids)
Biological process (GO): transmembrane transport
Cellular component (GO): lysosome
Molecular function (GO): transmembrane transporter activity
Source: RefSeq, a predicted model, not a curated record